AUGCGGCAUCUUCGCUUGACAACGGCAUGUCUUGUUGUCAUUGCGCUGCUGCUGUUAUUGUUGAUAUCACCAUCCCCACAGCCAGUGGUGGCUGAUCCCUUCUUUUAUAUUGCGGAGGCCUCACAGAAACGCACGCAGUUUUUGGAUUUAAUAAGAACAACUUUACCGCGGCCAAAGGAACAUGCAGAGCGGACAACAUUCUCUGUUGAUUUCUAUAAUGCCCUGCAGUUAUUGCGAAUUCCCCGACGUGGAACUUCAGUCGUGGAGUUUGCCGAAUCGCAAGUAUUACUGCAGCCAGAACGGGAAUUAGAAGGAAAAGAGGCAACGGCAUUAUUAAAAGAAAAAUCAGAUGAUGUUAUCAUUGAUGAGAUCUUAUCUAUUCCACUUUCUACACAAUCAAGUUCGGGAGAUGUAUCUAAUAGCAACAAGAACAAUAACAAUAACAAUCCAUCAAGUAGAAAUAUGGCUACUAAUACAAAUAGUGAUGGAACGAAUAUGUAUUCUAGUGCGGAGUCAUUUUGGGGUUUUUUACGUGAUAGUUUACUUUCCAAAAGUAAACCAAAUGUACCUUAUUCUAUUCCUAAACCACGAAUGUAUGAUUUACCUAGACGAAUGGCUAAACACCCACCAACAUAUGGAUGGCGUCGUUUUUAUAUUGCCCUCAAUCUUUAUAAUAAUGAGGCUACCAUUCCUUUUCUUACAGGGGCAUUAGUGGCAUUUAUAGAAGAUGAACUUGCUCCUUUUUUUGAUAUUUCCACAUCUGUCGUAGUUUCUAUCUUUACAAAUGAUUCUAAAGAUCAUACGGCGUUGUUAGUAAAAAAAUUAUUAAUUCCACGACUACAACGUGCAGGUGUACGAAAUAUAUUUGCAACUGUUACGGGUACUUGUUAUACUUAUAAUAAAAUACCAAAGUGGAUGCAACGUAUUGAAUGGAUGGCAUGUGUGCGAAAUAAGGCGUUGGAACCAUUAUAUAAUUGGGGUAUGCAAUUAUUUUCACCAGACUUCUACACUUCCUCAAGGGAGUGUGAAAAGAAUCAAAAUUGUACAAGUGUAAAUGCAUAUCUUAAUGAAAUGAUGUCUUUACGGCGGUAUAAAAUGAGCCGUAAUGAUGAAUAUUUGAAUAAGAGUGCGAGUGAUGUUAAGAAUUCCUCUUUUACUGAAAAGUAUCCUAAUAAUAAUAAUAAUAAUAAUAAUAAUAAUAAUAAUAAUAAUAAUAAUAAUAAUAAUCAAAAAGGAUCUACGGGAUUUUCAAAAUGGGAUAAUAAUAAUGUACAUGAUGAUCCUGAUGGCGAUAAUAUGGUGGUAUUGUUUUUUAAUGAUAUCUUCUUUCGUCCAGAGGACAUCACAACACUAUUGGAAUCUGUAGAAGAACCCGUUAUUGCUGCCCGUAGAGAAUCCCAUGGAGUGAUGGAAGGAAAUCCACCCCCGCAAUCCACAUUAAGGAGGGAAAAAGGAAAAACGAUCGGCACUACUUUUGAUAUGGCUUGUGGAAUGGAUUUUUAUUAUAGUUUCUAUGAUCGAUGGGUCUCACGUGAUCGCUUUGGUAAACCGUUUUCAGGGCAUAUGCCUUAUACAGAUGAACCAGAAACACAAGCGGCAUUAGGUCGAAUUAGUGCACAUGCGGGAACUGCACAUGGGAGGAAAGAGGCUAUUCCGGUAAAGUGUUGCUGGAAUGGAGUUGCGGCAAUUCGUGGAAGACUUUUUCUUUCUCCAUUAAGUAUGAAAAGAAAUGUAGGUGAUACUGAAUCUACACCUCAUAAAGAACCUCAAAAACAACAACAACAACAACAACAGGAAGAAGAAAAAGAAAGAAAAGAAGGAGAUAAACGAUAUGGGAAUAUCACGGUUGAACUAGAUGGUGUUGCGUAUACUCUAGAUGAUGAGAUAAAAUUAUGGAAAGGACAGAGAUACCGCUAUGCACCGGAGGCACACAAGCAGGUAGUAAAUCUUUAUUAUUUAAUUCUGCUUAAACGAUUAUCUAUUCUUCGAGAGAAAUGGGUACAUACGGUGCGGAGAAUAUCUAAAGACACGGGAUUGUAUUUACCAUUAUCAGAUAUUUCCAUAUCCACAUCUGCGCUUCGUGCAGAAUUUGGAAUAGAAAUAACUUCUUCUUUAUCCAGUAAUCACUCCACUCCUACUGGGAUCGCUGAAAAAGAUAUUGGAAGUUCCAUUUAUUAUCGUGCGGUUGAACCCGGUAUUCGAUUUCGUCAUGCCUUAUUACCAUCUUUUGGGGCCACUGUAGAAGGAAAACAUACGGUACAAGAUGAUGUUUGUGUCUCUUCUGAGUGUUUAUUAAUUUGUCAAGAUAUUAUGCAUGCGGCAUUAUUGGAAGGUCGAUCUCCUGUUAUUUUAAUGAAUCCAAAUGUUCGAGUGGCUUAUGAAUCCGCACACUUUGAUCGAGUAACAGGAUGGAUGCAUAAUUCAUACUUUUUAUUUUCACUUUUUUCUUGGCUUCGUUAUUUCUUUUUAUGGUUCUAUCCUUCUUUUAAUUAUCAAGAGAGUGGUGGUAUUAAUAGUAAUAGUGAUAGUGGUAUUUCUGUUGGUGUAUCCACUUCCGCUGCUGAUGAUUGGACGGCGGGAAAUUACAAUCGUACGGCUAUUAUUGCCCAUACAUAUCCUGGCGGGAUUAUACGAUCCCGUUUAGUUAAUAUUACCCGUGCCUCCCUAAUGCUUUGUUAUCUCCCAGAAGAAGAAAGUACAUUGAAUUUAUUAGCAAUUUUCUUUACUAUUCUAAUAUUAGGGAUUGCUUCUAUGAAAGUCCUUGGAAAAUGUUUUAAACCCAUUUUCGUUAUUCAUGCAUCUCUACAACGAAGAUUAAUCUAUAGUAAAGGUAUACAUGCGAUGAGAAGAUUACGGUGGUACUUUAUGCGUGCCCUUUUGCAUCCUCGCGGUAAAAUUGCUUUUGGUUGUCCACGUUUUGUGUCUCGUGCAAUUCGUUGUGUUUUACAUUCUCCUUUAAUACAGUGCUUUACUUGCUGUGAACCUAUAGAGGAUGGAGAAGUGGUUCUUCUGUAA
Molecule: messenger RNA, 3015 nt
Organism: Trypanosoma theileri
Lineage: Eukaryota; Euglenozoa; Kinetoplastea; Trypanosomatida; Trypanosomatidae
Exons: 1
Coding region: 1-3015 (1004 amino acids)
Source: RefSeq, a predicted model, not a curated record